This is a messenger RNA of Mytilus trossulus (common blue mussel), 3352 nucleotides long. RefSeq lists its product as uncharacterized. The coding region runs from base 205 to 2472 and encodes 755 amino acids. Gene Ontology annotation, molecular function: protein binding. NCBI's taxonomy places the organism in Eukaryota, Metazoa, Mollusca, Bivalvia, Mytilida, Mytilidae. The transcript is spliced from 2 exons. The record is from RefSeq and is a predicted model, not a curated record.
UCGAUCUUUUAUGACAAAAUAUUUAUGAAGCGGGCAGGUUGCUUGGAUUACAUUUCUGGUUAAUAUUUUCUCGAUGAUUGCGAUGAUUGCAUUGAGAAUAAUAUACCAGAACGCAUAAAAAAUUAAUAGGAUUUUAUCCGAUUGCUUGAAAGUUAUUGGAACUAAAUCACCAUACGUCAAUAUUAACAUAGCAGACAACUUAAAAUGGCGGUUGGUAGGAGGGACUGCAAAGUUGCAAGCGACUUCAUUAGCAGCCGGGAUGAAAUUUCUGGCCUACCACACCUUCAUUUUGCAUUUGCAAUCCAUAGUUUUGUGCCGAGGCGUUAUGUCGAAACACAAAAUCCUGUUGCUACACCGUCCGUUGUCGGUAAUUAUGCAGAGGGCAUGCGGAUACCACCUCUUGUUAUUCAAAAAUCUAAAAACACUUUUGAGAAAAAGAAAUUUAUUCCCGAUUCUGACGUAACAUUUCUUCACGUAAAGGAUGUUAUUGUCGACUUUCCGGAUUCUAUAGACGCUGACCAGGCUAAUUACGUCAUAUCGACAGAAAGUUGUCACGCUGGUUAUUGUAGACUUAAAAUACUCGACAACGGGAACAACGAAAAAUACGCAAAUCUUGCCAUUGACCAUAAGGGCAUUAACUAUUUAGGAAGCAAAAAAUCUGACAUGCAAUUUCGUACGAAAAUAUCAACUAACAAAAAAGCGAUUGACUCUAUGUUGUCAUCAUUGCUUAAUAAAGGUCAUGGAUUCGAUGUCAAAUUCAUGGACGUAUUUUCUGGAGUUCCAAAUGAUUCGUUCAAUUUGAAUAGAAGACCGCACACAUCUGUAGGUUUUAGUGGUAUAUUAGUUAGCGCACAGAAGGAAGAGGACAAAAACAAAGCUUCUUCCGGUUUAAUUGAAGAUGUUUAUCAAGAUGAAGUUGAUCACCAGCUAGCUUUUCAAUGCAAAACAUGGCCCCCAAUCGCUAAUGAUUGGAAAACCCGCGAAAGAACUUUUCAGUGGCCAUCUGCAGCAACAAUCGACAAAGUUUUACAUUGUCCUGUUCAUGUUGUACCUGUUUGCCACUCGUCAAGUGGAAAUGCAGAUAUUGAAUGGAAAUUGUCGUUUGCCGUUGCAGAGAAACGAUUAAUUGCAGAGGAAGUGGGCGACACACAAAGGCAGUGUUAUUUGGUAUUGUACAUGCUAUGUUUGUCAAUAAUGGCAGAAGGGGUAUUGAAAAUUUCACAUAUUCGCUCAAUUUUCUUUCACGCAUGCGAAAAUUUAGAAACGCGUAUGUGGCAUAAAAAUCCUGCUUUUUGUGUCCUUUACCUUCUAGAUCACCUGAUCAAAUCUAUAAAAAAGAAACAAUUACCUUGCUAUUUUGUAAAAUCUAACAACAUGAUGGACCAUCUAACAGAUUUACAAGUUUCACAAUUAGAAAGACGACUAACCAAUGUAAGAAGGAAACCAAUAGAAGAAUUAUUAUCUCUCGGAGAGACGUAUACAAUCUUGGACGUGUUCCCAUACAAUCUAAAUGUAAGAAAAUUAUUUGCCGCAGUUCUUGCCGAUGCAAAAUCCUAUAAAGACGUAGCACAAGCACAACAAUCAGUUGCAUAUUUCAUAAGUGCAAGCAAUGCUGUUUGUAAUGGAUUCUAUCAUGAAUAUGGUUUCGACCACUGUGCAUCCGUUUUUGAAGAUGUUAUCGACAACUUCGUUGAACCAGUUUUAGGAAAAGAAGAGGCAGUUAAUCAACGAGAUUAUAUCCCACAUUUACUGAACCAGAGGAAUAUAGAAUUCAGUAACGAUCUUCCCCCUGAUGAUAUAUGGAAACCUAUUACGUUUUGUAGAUUUCUGAUCGUUCGUUAUGUAGAGGGUAAUACUGGUGCUGGUCUUUAUGAACACUUGGCAUGCUUACAUCAUGCUGCAGCAAAUAUAUUCAAAGAGAGAAGACUGGAACUUCUGAAGACCGCUGACGUACAAUUCAACGAAGCAUUGAAACGUGAAGGUGAAGGUCAUGGUGCUGGGCUGUUUGUCGAUUAUGCACAUUUCUUAUGCACAUGUGGUCGUCACGAGGAAGCUGUUCCGCAUAUAAUGAGAGUUAUAUCAACAGAAAAAGAGAAACCGGAGUCUGUAAAUUAUUAUGGAAGGAUGGAAUCUCAUACCGUCGAUAGUUACUUGCAAAAUGAAAUAAAUACGAAUGGAGGGAUUGAAGUUUUAUCUGUUGUUUUUGCAUACUAUUUACUUGUCGAUUGUUAUAAUGUCAUGAAGAAAACAACCGAUGUAGAAAAUGCGUUGGAAGGAUUUGAAAAAGUGUGCGAACAAUGUGGAGAUCUGAAAGCAUAUAACUUAUUAGGCUAUACCUACCUCAAACUUGGAGAAAAGGACAAGGCUACGAAAACAUUCACCCGAGCGCAAAAAGAACCGUCUAAUAAAAUAGUAAAACAAUACCUUCCAAAACCACCCGCAAAGAAAGGAAAAAAUGGGCAUCGAAAAUGAUAUAGAAUAGCCUUAGAGAAAUGUGAUAUUAGUAAAUGAAUAUUAAAUUAAUAUAUUUUGAAGAAAACCAAACGUGUUGUCUAAUAAGCAAAAAAAAAAGUUGUUUUUUUUAUGAGAAAAAUCAACAUUAUUCGAAUCAACAACUACAAAAAUAUUAAUAUCAUGAAUAAUUUUUCACCUCAGUGAAAAGAAUAUUUGAUUUUCUUGCUUUAAAAUGUUUCCGCAAAACAUUUACAUACAGAGAUAUGGCCCAUUUCACAUGAUUUUAUUUCACACUAUGUCAAUUUAUUUAAAAUUCACACUAUCAUAGAUUUAAAUGUGUAUCUAAAGGUUUUACGAACUAUUUGAUAAAUUUUCAAACGUGACUAAAUUGUAAAUGCCUAUAAAUACAUGAAUAUGGCUUAAAAUACAGAUCUUGACAAACUUUGAUAAUUCAUUAAAAGGACAAUAUUAUAGUUAUGCUUUACCAAAAUUAGAAAGAAACUAAGGUCCUUCGAUUGAGAGACGUCACCAGAUAUAAAAUAUUACAUAAAACAUUAAAAAUGUGCCAUAUUGUAUUCAACAGAAAUACGUAGCGCUAAUUUAAUCGAAAAAUACUUAUAUGACAAUAUAAUUUUAUGGACGCCUCCACGAGUUGGUUGAUCGUUAUGGAAUACCGUUUCAGAAAUUAUUUCAGAUAUGUUCCUGAUGUCGUAACUACACUCUACUUCACUCUUCACUAAUGUGACCUACCUAAUUACUAUAUACCUGAUUGGUAAUAACAUAAGUAACACGACGGGUGACCUCUCGGAGCACCUGAGAUCACCCCCUGUUUGAUAAGAAUUUAAAAUAACAAUGUGAUCUUUGGAUGAGUAGCAGCCCUUAAUUUAAACUACACGAG